UACUCGUGACAAGAAUUCUAUACUUGCCGAACUUAAAGCUCGUUAUGAACAUAAAAUGAAGCGUCUUAUUCAAGAAAUUGGUGAACUUCGUCGCAAAUAUAAUGAAGCUUCUCAAUCAAAUGCUGCCACAAAAAAUCAAAAUGAAGUAGCACUUAAAAGUAUGCGUGCUCAAAUUGAACAACUUAAAGGUGAAAAAUUGCGUAUGAUUAAACUCAUGAAAGAGAGAGAUUAUCGUGUUCGUGAAAUGACUGAACGAACUCAACGUGAACUUCAAAACUUGCGACGAAAAGAAAAAUCUGCUCAAGAACAAAAGAAACGACUUGAAAGAACUAGUGAAAUGCAAAAAUUAAUGCUUGAAAAAAGGCAAAAAGAAGUUUUACAAACUGCUGGAAAACUUAAAUCUGUCAUGACUCUUCUUAAACGAACUUCAACUCCAAAAUCAAUUGCCAAAGCAUUCCGUAAAAAUCGUAAGACGACGGCUGAUUCACCAAGGCGUACUUCUGAUGACAUAAGUAACAUUCAUGAUGAUGUUUAUGCAAGUGGUUUUGAGAAAAAGAAACUUUUAGAUGAUGCUAUUAACAAAUAUAUUACUGGUCGACAACAAUUGUCAUUACUUGAUGAACUAUUUAAUAAACGAGAUAAUUUACACAGAGAAAAACAAGAACUUCUUGAAAAACGUGAAAAAGUUAUAUCUAAUUCAGCUUAUGAAUUUACUUCGGAUGCACAAGAUUUAGAUGAUAGAAUUGGAAUGAUUACUUCGGAAAUAACAUUUAUUACUGCUAGGAUUCGUGCGUUACAAUCAGAAGCGGCUAGAAAUGUGGCAACUGAACAAUCGGAAAAUGAUAUACAUCAAGAAACUCAAGAACAAGCUGGUGAUAAUAGCAAAGAUUCCGAUGAUAAAGGUCGUAGGAAUAGCAAGUCAGGGAAAGCCGAAAAAAGAAUUUCAUUUUCUUUACCUGAUAAUCCAAGUCCUGAAGCAUCCUAUGACGUAGCUGUUACAAUCCUACGAAAUUUAGAUUCAUUUGAAUCUCAAACAAUUCUUGAAUCAUUUUUCGAAGAUAUAGUUAAACUACGUACUGGUGAAUGGUCAAAACAAAUGACAGUAGCUCAUCAAGAAAAGACGAUUAUGGAUUUAAACAAAUCUUUAUUAGCAAUGCGUAGGGCUGCGGUCAUGGCCACGGCAGAAUAUGAAAGAAGAAACAAAGAGCUUGAAGAACUAUUACGCCGUAAUAAUCAUCAUGGUAAUCUAAAUGAAAGAUCACCAAGCCCAAUAACGGCAGAAAAUAAAGAGUUACGUCUUGUAGGCAUUGAAGAUGAUGCUAACAAUUCACUUUCGUGGUUCGAUCGUAUCUACGAAACUGCUUUAGCACAAGUGGAAGCAGCUAUAUCCUCAAAAGGUACUCCAAUACAAGAAAAUGUAUCACUUUCAAGAAGAAAUUCUUCACAUAGCACAAUACAAGAACAUAUAUCACUUUCAAGAAGAAAUUCUUCACAUAGCACAAUACAAGAAAAUAUAUCACUUUCAAGAAGAAAUUCUUCACAUAGUAAUGGUUCCGCUUCAAAGAGGAAUUCAUACUGUGGAUCUUCUUCAAAUGCACCGGUACAUAGCAAUGAAUCCUCUUCAAAGAGGAAUUCAUACUGUGGAUCUUCUUCAAACCCACCAGCACGUUUGAAUACAAGUUUCUCACGACCUCCGUUACCAUCUGAUUGGUUUCAAAAGGGAACGGAAGUAGAAACACCUAUUGUUGAAUCUCCAGGAGCUUCUUCUAGAGCAAUGAAACGUGUUGAUAGUACUGGUAGCAAUAAUAGUCUUUCAAAAAAGACCGGAUCAGCUGGCCGACGAUUAAAGAGACCUGAUGAAGGAUCACGUGACAGUGGUUAUUUCAGUGGCAUCGACAAAAGAAGAUCACAGAGUAGCAUGGCUCACCGUGACUCUACUCAUAUGCGACAAAGUUCAUAUGGACGUAGUUCACCAGACAGUGAUGACAACGCGAGUGUUACUAGUGAACGUCGAGUAUCGAUUUCACAUCAUUCGCAUGUGAGAUCAGUGACACCAGAGGGUAAUGUUUAUGAUAGAUUAUCACGGAGUCAUACACAAUCAAGUUCAGCAAAAAAUACACCGACCAGAAGAUUAAUGCGACAUGCAAAACAAAAUAGUGGUGGUUUUAAUAGUACAUUAGCAGCACUUGAAGGACGACGAAGCGAAUAUGAAACAACAACUGAACCAUUGACUGCAUCUAAUUAA
Racocetra persica is the source of this 2245-nucleotide messenger RNA. The record is from the annotation of a GenBank genome assembly. Lineage: Eukaryota; Fungi; Glomeromycota; Glomeromycetes; Diversisporales; Gigasporaceae.